Anguilla rostrata (American eel) is the source of this 5922-nucleotide messenger RNA. It is a transcript of the gene slco3a1a, whose product is annotated as solute carrier organic anion transporter family member 3A1a. Gene Ontology annotation, cellular component: plasma membrane. The coding region runs from base 546 to 2651 and encodes 701 amino acids. Lineage: Eukaryota; Metazoa; Chordata; Actinopteri; Anguilliformes; Anguillidae. The record is from RefSeq and is a predicted model, not a curated record. Gene Ontology annotation, biological process: sodium-independent organic anion transport; transmembrane transport; prostaglandin transport. The transcript is spliced from 10 exons. Gene Ontology annotation, molecular function: protein binding.
CAGAUUCCACGUAGUAGUGAGGAAGCGGUGACGAGAGGCGGUUCAUGCACACGCAUCCGUCAUACAGACCCUAUGAACACGGACGCAGCGGCGAGCUGCGUGUAGAUCUUAAUCUCCAAGGAUACUCGAAAAAUAGUAAGGGUCGGGAACAAUGUCAUUAGUAAGAAAAUUAGCUGGCGCCAUACGUUCUCGUGUAUCCAAGAGAAGCCCGCUGGGGGAGUUCAUAUGUUUCUGCGCGUCUUCCUCUUCAUCGUCGAAGUGGCAAUGUGUAGGACCCGUCGAAGGGCAGCGCGUUGGAGGCUCUCUGUAGAUUUACAGUCGUUGUGAGUAGAUAUAGCUAUACGUACUGUGGACGUAGCAGAGUGAGAAAACGGUGCGAGACACAGAGCCAGACAGUGGCAUAGACACGCUUCGUAGAGCACCGGAGCUGGGGUCUUUUAUGUUUACCCCCGAGCUGUUUUUCCUCUCUGUUCUCUCUAUGUUCUGUCUGUCUUUCGUUUAACGCCGAAAUACCAAGUGACCGGCGCUAAGCACGUUAUACAAGCAUGCAGGUGAAAAAGCAGAGAUGUUCGGAUGGGCGCACCGAAGACGGCCAGCGGGAUGACAACCAGAAAAAGUCUUCAUGCUUCUCAAAUAUUAAGAUAUUCUUAGUAUCGGAAUGUGCCCUGAUGUUGGCUCAGGGGACUGUUGGAGCCUACCUGGUGAGCGUCCUGACCACGCUGGAGCGGCGCUUCAACCUGCAGAGCGCGGACGUGGGCGUGAUCGCCAGCAGCUUCGAGAUCGGGAACCUGGCCCUCAUCCUGUUCGUCAGCUACUUCGGGGCCAAGGCCCACCGGCCGCGCCUGAUUGGCUGCGGCGGCAUCGUCAUGGCGCUGGGCGCGCUGCUCUCCGCCCUGCCGGAGUUCCUGGCCCACCAGUACGAGUUCGAGGCCGGGGAGACGUGGCGGGCAGAGGAGGGGCGCGACGUGUGCUCCAACAGCUCCCGGACUGACGGGCGGGACCCGGGCUUCCUGUGCGGGAACCGGGCCAACACCAACAUGAUGUACCUGCUGCUGAUCGGGGCCCAGGUGCUGCUGGGGAUCGGGGCCACGCCCGUCCAGCCCCUGGGGGUAUCCUACAUCGACGAUCAUGUGCGGAGGAAAGACUCUUCUCUUUACAUAGGUAUCCUGUUCUCCACCCUGGUGUUUGGUCCUGCCUGUGGCUUCAUCCUGGGCUCUCUCUGCACUAAAAUCUAUGUGGAUGCAGCCUUCAUCGACACCAGUAAGCUGGACCUGACCCCGGACGACCCGCGCUGGAUCGGCGCCUGGUGGGGGGGCUUCCUCCUGUGUGGGGCCCUGCUCUUCUUCUCCGCCCUCUUCAUGUUCGGCUUCCCGCAGUCCCUGACCAACCUGGACGAAGAGGACGCCGGGCCCGAGAGCGAGCAGGCCAUGCUGCCCCCCGACCCCCUGGACCAGGACUACGAGGGCGCCAAGCCCAGCAACGGGGUCCUGCCCCACCUCGAGCCCGAAAACGGCCUGUCCUGCUGCCAGCAGCUUCGAGUGAUCCCCAAAGUGACCAAACACCUUCUCUCAAACCCGGUGUUCACCUGUAUAACCCUGGCGGCCUGUAUGGAGAUCGCUGUGGUUGCCGGCUUUGCUGCGUUCCUGGGGAAGUACUUGGAGCAGCAGUUCAACCUCACCACCUCCUCAGCCAAUCAGCUACUGGGCAUGACGGCCAUCCCGUGCGCAUGUCUGGGGAUAUUCCUGGGGGGCCUGCUGGUGAAGAAGCUCAACCUUUCGGCCCUGGGGGCCGUGCGCAUGGCCAUGCUGGUCAACCUGGUUUCCACAGCCUGCUACGUCUCCUUCCUGUUUCUGGGCUGUGACACGGGGCCUGUUGCCGGGGUGACCGUCGCCUACAACAACGAGACCCUGAGGGUGGGGCAGAAGCCGGUGGCCGCCUGCAUGAGCCACUGUAACUGCCUCACCGCUUCUGUCAGUCCCGUUUGUGGCUCGGAUGGAGUCACCUACCUGUCUGCCUGCUUCGCCGGCUGCACUCGAGCGAAUCUGACGGGGUGCGCCUGCAUCCCCGGGGACGGGGACGCCAAGGCUAUCCCGGGGAAGUGCCCGAGCCCGGGCUGCCAGAGGGCCUUCCUCAUCUUCCUCUGCGUCAUCUGCGCCUGCAGCAUGAUCGGAGCCAUGGCCCAGACGCCGUCCGUCAUCAUCCUCAUCAGGACCGUGACUCCGGAGCUGAAGUCCUACGCGCUCGGAGUUCUGUUCCUGCUGCUGCGACUUCUCGGUUUCAUCCCCCCUCCCUUGAUCUUUGGCGCGGGGAUCGACUCGACCUGCCUGUUCUGGAGCACGGUGUGCGGGGACAGGGGGGCCUGCAUGCUCUACGACAACGUGGCCUACCGCCACCUGUACGUCAGCAUCGCCAUCGUCCUGAAGGCCGUGGCCUUCCUGCUGUACGCCACCACCUGGCAGUGCCUGCGCAAGAACUACAAGAAGUACAUCAAGAACCACGAGGGAUACCUGACCCCCACCGAACUCUUCGCCUCCAACCUCACGCUGGACAACGUGGGCAAGGAGCUCGGCCAGAACCCGGCUAACAGGACAAAAUUUAUAUACAGCCUGGAGGAUCACGAGUGGUGCGAGAACAUGGAGUCUGUUUUAUAGUGGAAACACUGACGGGACUACCUGCUGUAUGCACACACGCGCGCACAUACCCACACGCAUACACGCGCACACACACACACGCGUACGCACGUGCUCACACACGCACGCACACGCAGACACACACACACGCACACGCACACACAUGCUCAUGCUCGCACGCGCUCGCACACACACACAAACGCGCACGCACACACACACACACAUGCUCAUGCACGCACGCGCGCGCACACACGCACGCGAACACACACACUAACGCACACAUACGCACGCCCAUGCACACACAUAUACAUAUAUAGCGAGUGUGAGUAAAUUAUAAAAAAUUCUCUUGAAGGAUCUUCGUGUUUCUUUGUUCUUUUUUUAAAGGAUGUAACUUUUUUUGAUGUCCUGUUCAGGCCCUAGAAGACUGUUAAUGUGUCUUGAUCCAAAUCCAAGGAGAUUUUAUUAGGGUCCAUUUAGUUUUUUUCUUUUUGUUAUUUUAAACAUCGAAUACUGUAUCUGCGAGGAUGGUGAGCAGGGUCAGUGGUUUUUUUGCUGUGUCUGACAGCAGCUAUUGGUUAUCUUUGUCCCACCCCAGUGGGAUUGGUUCCGUUGAAUCACAUAAGGUUGAUUCAGCUGUUGAUCUGUUCCCUCUUAUUUAAACAGUUGCUUUGUUAUUUAAACAGUUUGUCUGAUACCAUUAAAGCUGCCAAGAAAUGUCAAAAUAGAUUUUUUAAAAAUUAUUAUUUAUGCUGUUUCAUUUUUUCUUUGUGUGUUUGCAUACGGAUGGCUUUUUAUGUACAGUACUAGAAUAUGGAUUCUGACCGAAUAUCAGCCUAUUUCUGAAAAGAGUUAUAUCAGCAGAUAUUGCACAGGAAGUGUCUUGGGAAGUUGGUUCUUUCUACUGUUUUUGAAUGUACUGUCAGUAUCAUAUUUUUCAGUCAUUUCAAAUGUAAUAAUGUCAUAACCAUUUCUAUAUUUUCAGCAUAUGUUUAAAGUGUUCAUACAGUGCAGUCCAUAAGUAUUUGGACAGUGACACAAUCUUUGUUGUUUUGGCACUAUGCUCCAGCACGUUGGAUUUGAAAAGAAACAAUGGAUAUGAUGUUAAAGUGCGGACUCUCAAGAUAUUUACAUCCAUAUUGGAUGAUCUGUGUAGGAAUUUCAGCUGUUUACACACACAGUUCCUCUAUUUUCAGGGACAAAAUAUAAUUGUACAAAUCAACAUGUUUCAGUACUUGCUUGAAAUCCUUUGUAUUCAGUGACUACCUGAAGUCUGUGACCCAUAGACAUCACCAGACCAGCUGAUGCUCUGGUAAUCCCAGGUGAUGCCCUGUCAGGACUGUACUGCAGCCAUCUUCAGAUCUUGUUUGAUUUUGGGGCUUUUUUUUUUACUUCAGUCUUGUCUUCAGCAGUGAAACGCAUGUUCAUUUGGAUACGGGUCGGGUGAUUGACUUGGCCUGUCAAGAACCAUCACAGUCACAUCAUCAGUAAUGACAAGUGAGCCAGUUCCAGUACCAGCCUUACAUGCCCAAGCCAUAACACUACCUCCACCAUGUUUCACAGUUGAGGGUUUGGAUCAUGAGCAGGUCAUUUCUUUCUCCAUACUUUCCCCUUUCUGUCACUUGGAUACAUGUUAAUACUCAUCUAAUUUGCCCGUAAGAUCGUCCCAGAACUCUACAGUUUUUAAUGUACUUAUUAGCGAACCGUGACCUGGCUGUUCUGUACUUGAGGCUUACCAGUGGUUUGCAUUUUGCGGUGAACCCUCUGUGAUUAGGCUGGUGUAGUUUUACGGUAGUCUUCGAUACAUCUAUGCCUACAUCCUGGAAAGUGUUCUUGAUUUAUUUGACAGUUGAAAAGGGAAAAGUUUUUCUUCACAAUGAAAGUAUUCUUUGGUCAUCCACUACAGUGGUCUUCCAUGGUCUAGUAGGUUGUCUGGUAUUGCUGAGCUCACCAGAGCAUUCUUGCUUCUUAACAAUGUACAAAACAGUUUAUUUUGAUACACCCAAUAUUUUGACUAUAUCUCUAAUGAACUUGUUCAGAUUGUUCAGGCUCACGAUGGCCUGCAUUACUGGCAUUAACACAUCUUUGGUCCUCAGGUUGAGAGACACCAGCAGCAGAAUACAGAUGCGAAUGCCACUCCUAGAAUGAUUUUUAGACUUUUUGUGAGCUCUCGUGUGCAUGACGUAAUGAUGUGACGAAGCACCGCUGGCUGUCCAAAGCGAAGCAGCUGAGCACCCAAUUGUUCAAUUCAUUUAGGUGCCCUAAAAUUUAUAGAAGGGGCUGUAAUUUUUACAUGGUUCACCCGAUAUGGAUGGCAGUACCCUUGAACUUGAGCGUCUGCCCUUUAUCCGCAUAUUCACCAUUUCAAAUCCAAUGUGCUUCUGAGUACAGAGUCAAAACAACAAAAAACGUGUCACUGCCCCAAUGCUUAAGGACUGACUAUACUGUAUAUUUUAUUUCUUCAUCACAUGGACAUGGCUUUGAGUAUUUUAUACACUUUAAAGACCUUUCUUUUUCUUUCUUUAAGGGUGCAGUAAAGCUUUGAGAAAUAUUGCGGUUCUUUUUUGUUAAUUUUGUUCACAUGCUUUAUUAAUCCCUUACAUGUCUUAAUUUUGUUUUUUGUUUUAUUCAUGGGAAUAGGAUAUUUAUAUACCUUGCAAUUUAUUUCUACUUUGGCACCAGAGAGUGAAAAACAGACAUUGCUCAGAGCUGUUCCAGUUUACGUCAAUGAAGUGGCCGAUAGGGAAGAAAUAUGUCAGAAAAUUAUUUUUUUCAGUAAUUCCUCAAGCAAAAUAAUGCAGAAUGAAAUGUAUAUAUAUUUUUUUAUUCAUCAGCUUAAGAAAAAUGUUUUAAGAAAACGUUCUACUCUUGGAUAAUAAUGUAUGGCAGUAAUACUAAAUAAACUAUAUAAUGCAUAAAUUGUAACGGACAUCACGUAGAAUACAGAACCAUAAAAUCCGCUAUCUUUCAUAGGAAAAAACGAGGGGCACUUUUCAAUGGCUGAGAAGAUUAAAGUGUUGCUCUUAAACAAUGAAUAAAGACAGAUUAUCACUUAAAAGCCUGCAGAAUCUGCAUGUCAGGAACCUAAAAAGAAGCAAAGAGUGUUGUUUUACAGAGGUUAUUAUUUUACACAAGGUUCAUUCAUGAAUAUCAGAGUUAGGCUCGGUAAUGCGCUGUGUCGGAUUGAGAGAGGUGUGUCUUCAGUAAACUCUGUGUCCUUGUUCUCAUACUUUUUGUAUCGCAAAAGACAGACAUUUAUACUACUCUGCAAAUAAAUUAUUUUUCAGAAAAUCCA